AAACUGAAUCCUUUAUUAAACAACAAUGCGGUUUUUUUUCCAUUACUGCAGAUCGACGAGGAAAUACACUUAAAAUCCGAAGCUGACUUCAAAUCUGUACAUCUAAGCGUGAAUUACGUCCUAGGAGGAGUUGCAUGACGGACUUUUUCGCCUUGGAUUGCGGUAUAAUGGGGUCACUGGCUGUGCGUGUGUGCCUCGUGGUCGCUCUGGGUGCGUCAAUGUGCGGUGCUGCUCCCAUUUCAGACAACUUUGUGGUUGUGGUCAAGUCCAAUGUCUCAGUGCACCGCGGCCAAACAGCCACAUUACCAUGCUGGCUCAUUCCACCACAAAGUGCAGAGAGUCUGGAGGUGCAUUGGUACCAUGAAUUUGAUUCCCUGAUCAUGCUUUACCGGGAGAAGAAGUUUGAGUAUGGAUCUCAGGAAGCUUCAUAUGCGGGCCGACUCUCGUUUGGCUUAAAGGAUGCAGCGUCUGGCGGGCUGGCGGCAGGUGAUGUGAGCCUGCAGCUGGUAAAUGCCACACUUGAGGAUGCAGGAGUUUACACUUGUUACGUGAGCAGCGAUCGGGGUCAUGACAAAGCAUAUGUCAGCCUCAUUGUGACAGAAACCGGAAGCCCUCUGCUUCUGUCAGCAGUGUGGAAAGAAGAAAACAUGGUGAAUGUGAGCUGUGAGUCUGAGGGCUGGUUUCCAAAGCCGCGUCUGCGCUGGUCUAAUCAAAGUCAGGCUCUGGCCCCAAAAAGACUGAACUUCAGCAAAGGGUCCUCUGGUCUUUGGUCAGUCCACAGCUGGCUUCUUGUCUCCAGCUCUUCUGAGGUUUCCUGCUCAGUUGGUCUCUCUGAUGAAGAGGCAAAGGAGGCACGAGUGCACCUGCCACCUAGCCCUCCUCAACCUGGUAAACAAGUGUCUGGAUCCUCAUCGGCUGGAUGGCUGGCCUUCGCUCUCCUCCUCAUAGCCACAUUAGCUGCUCUUGGAUGGCUGUACUUCAGAAAGAGAGGUAAAUUGAAGAAAAGCAAAGCAGAACCUGACCACGCUGCAGAGGAUGAGAAACUUUUACCAAAAGAAGUGAGCCAGCCAAACGAUCUGUCAACAGCUAAGGAGCAUUAUGUAAAUGUUAAACUUGAGGACGCAGGAAAUCCAUAUCUCGCAAUCAAGGAUCAUAAAAUAAGAGAUGCCAACUGUACAUUUCCUGAUGGACAACAGGUUACCUGUCUCACAGCUAUCAAAGGAACACCUGGCUUCUCCUCUGGACAACACUACUGGGAGGUUUCUAUGGGAAACAUUCAGAUAGGCCUCAAACAGUCCUGGUGGGCAGGAGUUACAAGUGCAGCUGUCAUCCCUCCGAAGUCAGAUUUGACUCCGACUGCAUCUAAUGGUUUCUGGUUCCUGUCCUCUUCCUCCGACAGAGCAGAUCGCUUUCAGUUUAGCACAGAACCAAGAGUUUCACUGCCUGUCCGUUCCAGACCACAGACGGUCGGUGUGCAUUUGAAUUACGACAGUGGAGAGCUUUCCUUUUAUGAUGUGGAAGAUAAGAGCCUCAUUGGCAGUUUAACGGCUACGUUCACAGGUGAAGUCUUUCCAUUUUUCAAUCCUGGUAAAGGUGACAAAGCACCUAUGGGGAUAUUACAGCACAGGACAGAACAGGGCCAGUGCAGUGACAGGGAGACAUCUGUAGAUUUAACAGCAUGAGGGACUGAAUCUUAAUAUCAUCAGUAACAACUGCUUUAACAAAGCACAAUGAAAACAUUUUUCUGUACACGGAUCCUGUGUUGACUGGAAAGAGGGGAUACAAAAACAGAAUGGAACCGAGCUUAAAUGGUUUUACGUUAUGGUUUUAUUCAGUUCAAGAACAUAUGUUGAUGCCUGAAAUGUGUGAUCACCCAACAUUUGUAAAGAGGUCAUGUUAAAGCUGAGAUGUUGAAAGUCACACUAGCUCAACCUGCAGACCAGCUCUGCAUGGGACAAGCAUGAACUAACCUUCAUAGAGAGAUCUUACUGUAGGAAUAAAUAUACAUUAGGUACUGAUUUUGUGAAGCUCGUAAUAAUUGUUUAAUUGUUGAAAUUGUAAAAUCUGACGAUUUAGCUCCAUUGUAAAUUUUGAGUAUGUACUUUGUGGCAUUGGUGUGUAAAUGACAAUUUGGGAAAAUCCGCUUAUUAGCUUUCAUGAAGAGAGUCAGAUUAGAAGAUUGAUACCACUCACACAUCUGUGCGAUAAAUGUGUCGGUAGGGUUAGCUUAGCUUAGCAUAAACACUGGAAAAGGGAAAACAGAUGGCCUGGCUCAGUCUUAAUGUUUAAUCUGUAAGAAAACCCAAGUGUAAAAAUAACAGUUAGCUGUUUGCAGGAUGAAUCCAAGAAAUUAUAACAGCUAGUUGUCAUUUUACCACUUCAAUUUUCAUUCAAAUUAACAAACUAUACAUAGUUAGUGAGCUUUAGUGGUGCUGGUUGGUGGAUUUUGUUACCUUCAUACAAAGCCAGGCUAGCUGUUUUGCCCCGUUUCCAGUCUUUGUGCUAAGCUAAGAUAAUCCCCUGUUGGCUGUGGCUUCGUUUUUGGUAUCAAUCUUUCCAUUUAACAUUCCACAAAAGAAAGAAAUAGGCAUAUUUCCUAAAGUUAUGACUGAAAUUGUCUGUGUUCUCCUGAUAGCCUAGUUGUUAAGACACAUACAUACACUGCGUUUGUAAUGUCUCUAGUUCGGGGACCUUUGUGUGCUUGUUUAAAAUGUGUGCUUCUCGAUGUGACCACUCCUAAUUGAUAGUGCAGUCCUCUCAUCUUUGGCAAGCUGCAUGUCACUAUAGUAUUUCCACACAAUUUAAUUCUGCAGUGUUUGAAACUGACUGAUCAGCACUUCUUUUUAAUAACAAAGUGUUGCUGUUAUCUGUAAGCUUACUUUAUAUUGUUUUCUACGCGAAACCAUGUUUAAUUUAUAUGGUGCUCUACCUUUAUACACAAUUAGUAAAUAUAUACUGACAUGUAUUUCACAGUAAUAAGAUAUGACGUUAUCAUUAUUUACAGUAUGCUCAAUGUCUGCCUUAGAAAUAGUUCGUGAUUCGUAAGUAGUAUUUUCUUGCCUUUCAGAGAGUUUAGUCUUGUAACCAUGCUGUUAAAUAUAACUAAUGUGCUCAUUUUGGUUCCAAAGGUUGUGAAACUACUUUAACUAUCAGACGCUGAAGAAGCUGGUUUCAGCUAUCUUUAAUCUUACUAGUCUUGCAUUGGGGACCACUGGUGGACUGAAGCAUAUUCAGGACAUGGCAGCUAACAUGAACCCUCUCUUCAUUGAUUGCAGGCUCCACGUGAAAUAUGGAAUGGAUUUUCCGACGUUUUAAGUAGUAUGUGCCUUCAACAGACUUAGUGUUAUGAUGACAUAUUGCUAGCUGCCGUGUUAAACCUCUCUAUUGCACCAAUUACUUACAAACUGACCUAGAAAAGGGAAAAUUAACUCAAAUCAAGCACUAGUAAUGAUUAAGUUGCAAAUGCAUUUUAUAUGCUCGACAGCUCUACUUUCAACCUGAGUUAAUGGGUUGUAUUUGAAUGUGGUACUUUGUUGUACAGAAUGGCAUUUGUAUUUUUGUCCAUGUAUUUCCAAUGAAUGUUGCCGUUAGCAUGUAAAAAAAAAAAAUAAAUCAAUAAAUCAGUCAGCUUUUUCAAUAAACUCAA
Chelmon rostratus (copperband butterflyfish) is the source of this 3646-nucleotide messenger RNA. RefSeq names its product butyrophilin-like protein 3. Gene Ontology annotation, molecular function: protein binding. The record is from RefSeq and is a predicted model, not a curated record. The coding region runs from base 135 to 1682 and encodes 515 amino acids. The transcript is spliced from 9 exons. Lineage: Eukaryota; Metazoa; Chordata; Actinopteri; Chaetodontiformes; Chaetodontidae.